Molecule: messenger RNA, 1075 nt
Organism: Portunus trituberculatus (swimming crab)
Lineage: Eukaryota; Metazoa; Arthropoda; Malacostraca; Decapoda; Portunidae
Gene: thoc7
Product: THO complex subunit 7 homolog
Exons: 5
Coding region: 236-886 (216 amino acids)
Biological process (GO): mRNA processing; mRNA export from nucleus
Cellular component (GO): THO complex part of transcription export complex
Source: RefSeq, a predicted model, not a curated record
CUUUCUAAUUUCUGUCUGUCUCGGUAAACAAACAUUCACUUCUUCAGCCCCAGCCCGACAGCCACAGCUGUACAGCACAAUACUACAUGCCAGUAUAGCCUGCCGCCCUCCACCUCAUGUGUACCCUACUAAGAAAGAUCACCCAGCUGCCACGCCUGUGAUACUGCCAUAGGACUACCUCAGGGCUCAUAAGAAUCACUAGAUCUUUGCAUCCCGAACAACACACACCACAAGCAUGGGUGAUGAGGAAAUAAUUAGGAGGAGGUUGAUGAUUGAUGGAGAUGGAACUGGAGAUGCAAGACUUAUGAUGAUGUUUAUGAAGCAGUUCAUCAAAUGGUGUACCACUGAUGAUUCCCCACAAGAAAGUCAAAACCAAUAUGACCGUCUUCUGACACAGUUGGCAACCAUAGAACAUUCCUCUCUGAAGUGGAAGUCAAUUGUGGACAUGAAUAAUGAAGAAAUCAAGAACUAUGAACUUUUGAGGGAAGAGACAAGUAACAAUGUUGAAAAAGCUUGUGUUGCCAUUGAAGAAGCAAAGCAAGAACUCGAGGAAGCCAGGCAAGUGCGCCGCAACAGAUUAGAAUAUGAUGCCUUGGCUCGGCUGAUCAAGGAACACCCUCCCCGCUCAGACACAGCUAACAAGUUGGCUCACCUCACACAACACCUUCAUUCACUCAAGUCAAAACGGGAUCAGCUGGAAGAAAAAAUCAGCUUACGACAGAAGCAGCUGCAUGUUUUGGUUACAUCACUACACCAGUUAAAGCAAACACUGAUUCACGAUAAUGUGCCCUCCCAAGGUGAUGACCUCUGUGUUAUUGACGAGGUAAUUGAUCUCACAGACACAACUACUGUAACUAUAAAUGAUUCAGCCAUGGACACUGCCUAGUUAGAAUAUUAUAUAGGUGCAACAAUAUACUGUACUCUUUGUACUCAGCAGUCAACUGACAUUAUUUUGUUUCAUUUUCAUUUUUUUACAGACAGAAUUUCAACAAAAUAAUUUUAAUGUAGUUUAUUUUGAGCAACUGAUAAAAAAAAUGUGAAAGAUAAAGGCAUAAGUACAAACUUACCUAUUACA